Molecule: messenger RNA, 1194 nt
Organism: Brachypodium distachyon (stiff brome)
Lineage: Eukaryota; Viridiplantae; Streptophyta; Magnoliopsida; Poales; Poaceae
Product: myb-related protein 330
Exons: 2
Coding region: 190-1194 (334 amino acids)
Source: RefSeq, a predicted model, not a curated record
AGCAUAUUACAUAGAAGUAUACAGGCAUGCGGCACUGUUUUUUACUGCAAAGUCAAGACAUGUGCAGUUACUUAACUUUCAGAGGUCUGUCCAAAUUUUUAUGACCUCAGUAGUUUAUCUUAGCCAUAGCAGUUGUAUAACUAGUACUGUACUAUAAAUGUUUGAUCAAUUUUGAAUUUCGAACUACAAAUGUUUCUGUCAGGAGUUAAGACUGACACAGUCCUUAGAAAUGUUCCGUGGCCGAUUCCUUCAGAAAAGAACAAUAGUUUCAUACAGAAAAACAGUUUCCUCGGCAUGGUCAUGGCAGUUGGCAAAUCAUCACUACUUUCCUCGUGUCUGAAGCUUUCUUGGUGCAUCGCAGGGCUUCAGCGCUGCGGCCGGAGUUGCCGUUCACGGUGGCUGAACUACCUUCGUCCGGGGCUGAAGCACGGCAACUUCACGGCGGCCGAGGAGAGGAUCAUCUGCGAGAUGUACAGCAAGAGGGGAAGCUGCUGGUCUAUCAUCGCCGCCGUGCUCCCCGGGAGGACGGACCUCGCCAUCAAGAACUACUGGAACAGCACGCUCAAGAAGAGGUUCCCCCGCGCGGCCAGGAGCCGCCGCCGCACCAGCAGUGAUUCCUCCGACGACACCGGCCCAGACCUCACGCUGGUCGUCUACAACGACGACGAGAGCACCAGCACCACCACGGCGCCGGACCUCGCGCUGAUCGUGUACAACGAGGAAGAGGAGAGCGCCGCAGAGCCGGAGCUCCCGCUGGUCGUGUACAACGAGGAGGAGGAGAGCGCCGCAGCGCCGGAGCUCCCGCUGGUCCUGUACAACGAGGAGGAGAGCGCCACGGCAGGAUCCUCGUCAAGCCAUUCCAGCGGCGUGGACAAGCCCGUGGCCGUCCUGUCCGGCUCGCAGCUGCAAGCGGGACUGCAACCGCCGCCGCCAAUUUGCGCGCCGGUGCAAGCGGGAGCGCAACCGUCGCCGCCGCCGGUCACCCUUGUGAAGGAAGAGCUGAUCAGCGCGCCGGUGAGGACGUCGCCUGUUGAUUAUCAUCAAACAGGUGAAGAGAUGGACGUCGGCUGGGCUCUCAUGUCCCCGAUGCCCCUGUCGUACAUGGACCCGGAUCUCGCUCGCAUCAUUGGCAUCGAUCUGCCUCCAAUUGCUGGUUUCGAGGAUAUCGGUAGCUUCCUCUCGUUCUUCAAUUAA